Molecule: messenger RNA, 1020 nt
Organism: Serpula lacrymans var. lacrymans S7.9
Lineage: Eukaryota; Fungi; Basidiomycota; Agaricomycetes; Boletales; Serpulaceae
Exons: 3
Coding region: 1-1020 (339 amino acids)
Source: RefSeq, a predicted model, not a curated record
AUGUUCAUUGCUGAAGUAGCUGACUCUGAUUCUGAUUCAGAUGAAGAGCCUGUCUAUGCAGCAGAUUGUCCAGAAAGAGUGUCUAAGGAGAAGCGCAAGCAAAUCUUUGAUGGCGUCUGCAUUCCUCCUAAACCAGAUUGGGCCAAAGCCGUAAAAGGAAAGAAGAAAGAAGAAGAGAAGCCUGUCAUUCCAACCAUAGCGCCUCCCCCAUCAAAGCCACACAUCUUUGAUAUUGCACAGCCUAUCUUUGACCCCACUAAUGACGAUGUAAUCAUGGAAGAUGCUUCCCAGACCACUAAGAAGAAUCCCCCUGCCGAUAAACAGAAGAAACAACUCAAGACUUCAUCUACUCUUUCGCAUAAUCUUGACUCCAAAGCCAUCAUUGAUCAAAUUCUCAGCACCCCUAUCCCACUAUCUAUUGGUAACGACAUUGGUCUAUCAAAAGAAGUUUCCCAGAAUCUCCAAGAAAUGAUGAAACCCAAGCGCCUUAAUUUUGGACUAGACAACAAGCGCCAAAGCUUGACAGCUGAAUCACUUCUUGCCAUCACUCAUGCCGACCUCAUUUGUGUCCCUGUUACCUCUAAUGGAGAAACUAUUUCAGCAAUUGUUGAUCAGGUCAAAGAUGCCAAUGGAGGAUUUGAGAGACUUAAUGGCACUUAUCUCGUCUUCAGAAAGGAUGGCAAAAUCAAAAACCCUGCUCUGGAAGUCAAGGUAUCAUCAGAUCAUCGUCCUAUUCACUAUGUCAAACCAGUAUCUGGAGUAUCCGAUACAGUAUCCAGCUUCUUAGUCACGGACUAUGACUUCAAUGGAGAAGAUCAAGAUGGAAAUACUGAUCAAUCGGAAACUGCUGUUGAAAGUGUCACCCCAGAAGAAGAAACCGUGCUUGUUCCAGAUAAUUCCCCAAUUGGUUCAAUCGAAAAUUCUAGUACUCUCAGAGCACUGGAGGACCUGGAAACCUGUCUAGAAGAAACUAUUGAAGCCUCCAUCCCUAUCCCCAAUGCCUGUAACAACCAAGAGUGA